Molecule: messenger RNA, 1918 nt
Organism: Vespa mandarinia (Asian giant hornet)
Lineage: Eukaryota; Metazoa; Arthropoda; Insecta; Hymenoptera; Vespidae
Gene: Ccz1
Product: vacuolar fusion protein CCZ1
Biological process (GO): vesicle-mediated transport
Cellular component (GO): Mon1-Ccz1 complex; intracellular membrane-bounded organelle
Source: RefSeq, a predicted model, not a curated record
AAACUCGACUUAAAAUAUAUUCUUAGACUAUGUAUCGAUUUAUCGAUAGACCUUUUUGUUUUCAUUGGUUUAAAUCGUUCGACUGAAUCAUGGCUACAUGAUAGAGAUUUAAUUAAAACAGAGUGCUUAUUAAUAUUUACACCAAACUGACUAUCUAUUUAUUCACAAUGUUUACUUCAGUUAUUGACUAAUAUGUCAAAUAAAUAAUCAUAUGAAAGUUGUGUAUAUACAUUUGUCAGAUCUGUGUUCAGAUUUUCUUAAUAUUAUUGUAAUUAUUAACUAUUAAUCGAAAUGACAUCAAAACCUGAAAUUACUUUGGAACACUUUUAUAUCUUCAAUGGCACAUAUGCAAAAAAAGAAGGCGAAUGUUUUCAUAUUCAUGUAGGAGGAGAAAAAAAUACUUUAUUAUUACCCAGAAAAAGAAUUAGAUGUACAAAUUAAAAAUAUAGGUCUUAGUGAAGCAAUUAUUAAAUUCACGGAAUCUUUUAAUCCUGGACAACCUUGUGAUUAUUGUCAUACACAUAAAACUCGUCAAAUUUACUAUCAACCAGAACCAGAUUUUUGGAUGGUAAUGAUUGUUGGUAUACCAUACAUCUGUAGAGAAAAGGAUGGUAACAAAUAUAUGGAAUAUCAAAAUGAUGAAGUCUCGAGUAGUGUUUGUCAAGCUAUAUUAAAACAAACUUAUGUUAUGUUUCGAUUAUUUAUGGGUUCCUUUGAAACGAUAAUUAAUGAUCCUGAUUGUGGUUCCAUAACUCUAUUAAAACAUAAACUUGAGCAUUUCUUUUCAAGAUACCUGCUAUCAUUAAAAUUAAAUAACAGUGAUAUUUUGGAUGUUUUUCAAGGUUUGCAAUUUUUACCUCUUGACAAAAUCACAUUUUUACAAGUACAAUGUUUUAUGAAUCUUGUAGAAGCAAUGUUUUCUCAAGUCAAAUAUACAGCAUUUCUUUACAAUGAUCAGGUUGUAUGGAGUGGAUUAGAACCAGAAGAUAUGCAAGUAGUAUAUAAUUAUUUAGUAAGCACAUUAUUACCAGCUCAUCUUGAAAAAGAAUUACACGGAGGAUCAAUGCCUCGAAAUUCUCCAUCACCAUUCACGAGUUCCCAUUAUGGAAAGUUUAUUAUUGGACCUUCCAGUAUCAAUGAACCAAGUUUAAUAGGAAAAUCUCCCACAGUUUUCAUUAAUUAUUCAACCAAACCUGUAUCUUUAUAUUUAGUUGUGUAUCGUGCGUUAAGUGCUACAAUAUGUCUCUUUGUUGAUAGUAAAACAAAUUUGUUAAUAGACUUUUUUAAGAGUUUAGAUAGUUUUCUUGGCCCACAAUUAACUACAUUAGUUAGUUGUGUGGCUGAACAAUGUGCAAAACAUGUUAUAGUGACACCAGAAUCAUCUACAAAAUAUUUAUAUUUUAAUAAACUUAAUCUUGCUUACAAAAGUACAAUACAUUUAGAUAAUAGAAGGUGUUCUAAUGUAUUAACUACUCCUGAAGUAUUAAGGAUCAUUACUGAUAUAUAUAACGAUACUAAUAGGUUAAAAGAAGCUGGUGAGAUCAUUAUUAAAACUAUAAGUGAUUAUUGGGUUAUUGGAAAAUUAUCGAAUUUGAGAGAAUUUUUUGUUGUAAUACAGCAAAAGAGUGCCAGUAUUCUAGAGAUCGACGAUGAAGUAAAAAGACUCUGUGACAAACAAUUAAAAAGUAUAUUUUUCCACUGAAUAAAUCUCCAGUGUUCAAAAAAUUUAGAAAAUGUAUAUUUUAACAAAUAAUAUUCAUUUUUGUUUGUAGUUGUAAUUUGAUAAACAAAGAUACUUUUAAUUAUGUAUCAAUAAUACAUUUUUUGAGAACUGAUCUUUUAAUUGCAAUUUUAUAAACAAGUUGUAUAAUUUAUUUCUUCAAUGUUAUGUAAAAUAUAUAUAAUAUAUCCAUAUAUA